This is a messenger RNA of Eutrema salsugineum, 1392 nucleotides long. RefSeq names its product purple acid phosphatase 6. Gene Ontology annotation, molecular function: acid phosphatase activity; metal ion binding. Bases 100 to 1392 code for a protein of 430 amino acids. Lineage: Eukaryota; Viridiplantae; Streptophyta; Magnoliopsida; Brassicales; Brassicaceae. The transcript is spliced from 7 exons. The record is from RefSeq and is a predicted model, not a curated record.
AAUCUUUUCAUCUUUUCGGUUGUGUUCCUCAGCAUUACCAACAUAAUCAAUGCUGGAAUUACAAGCGAAUAUGUUCGACAAGCUGAACCGUCGAUUGAGAUGCCUCUUGAAACAUUCCCUCCUCCGGCUGGUUACAAUGCUCCUGAACAGGUUCAUAUAACGCAGGGAGAUCACAACGGACGUGGCGUGAUCAUCUCGUGGGUUACACCGAUAAAUCUAGAUGGUGCCAACGUCGUUACUUACUGGAUCGCCGGCAACGACAGCGACGUGAUACCUGCAAAGAAGAAAGCUCAAGCCUCCACGAAGUCUUACAGAUUCUAUGACUAUACUUCUGGAUUUCUUCAUCACGCCACAAUUAAAGGACUUGAGUAUGACACUAAGUACAUCUAUGAGGUUGGUACCGAUCGAUCUGUUAGACAAUUCCACUUCACAACUCCCCCGAAGGUUGGACCAGAUGUUCCAUACACAUUCGGGAUUAUUGGUGAUCUUGGACAAACCUAUGCAUCUAACGAGACGUUGUACCACUACAUGUCGAACCCUAAAGGUCAAGCCGUUCUCUUUGCCGGAGACUUGUCUUACGCUGAUGACCAUCCAAACCAUGACCAGAGAAAGUGGGAUUCUUGGGGAAGAUUCAUGGAGCCUUGCGCUGCUUACCAGCCUUUUAUCUUUGCCGCCGGGAAUCACGAGAUUGAUUUCGUUCCCAACAUCGGUGAGCCUCACGCCUUCAAGCCGUACGAGCACCGUUACCCUAACGCCUACAAAGCCUCAGGGAGCACAUCUCCUCUUUGGUACUCAGUUAGACGCGGUCCGGCUCAUAUCAUCGUUCUCUCCUCUUACUCUGCCUACGACAAAUACACGCCGCAAUACAUGUGGCUCGAGCAGGAGCUGAAGAAAGUGAACAGAGAGGAGACUCCAUGGUUGAUUGUUAUUGUUCACUCGCCAUGGUAUAACAGUAACAACUACCAUUACAUGGAAGGAGAGAGCAUGAGGGUAAUGUUUGAGUCGUGGCUUGUUAACAGCAAGGUUGAUUUGGUUUUGUCUGGUCAUGUCCAUGCUUAUGAAAGAUCCGAACGUAUCUCCAAUGUUAAGUAUAAUAUUACCAACGGUUUGAGCACUCCUGCCAAAGAUCCCAAUGCUCCAAUUUACAUCACGAUCGGUGAUGGAGGAAACAUCGAAGGAAUCGCUAAUAGUUUUACUGAUCCACAACCAAGCUACUCAGCAUAUAGGGAAGCGAGUUUCGGUCAUGCACUUUUGAAGAUUAAGAACAGAACUCAUGCCCUUUAUACAUGGCAUAGGAAUCAAGAUAAUGAACCUGUUGCAGCCGAUUCCAUCAUGUUGUAUAACAGACAUUUUUUCCCAAUGGAGGAAGUUUCAGGCAACAUUAGUGUCUAA